AUGAAAAUCCACGAGCAAUGCGUUGUUGCCCCUCCUCCAUCAGCCACCCAAACAUCCAUCACUCUCACUUUCUUUGAUUUAUUUUGGCUCAGGCUCCGUCCAUAUGAGCUCACAUUCUUCUAUUCCCUCCCUCCUCCACACUCAGAGCCUUCUUUUUUCUUUGCCAACGUCGUUCCAAAGCUCAAAACCUCUCUCUCUCACACCCUCCAUUACUUCCUCCCUCUCGCUGGAAACAUCGUUUGGCCUUCCGAUUCCCCAAAACCCAUCGUCCAAUUCACACCUGGUAAUGGUGUUUCCGUGGUGGUUACUGAGUCCGAUGCUGAAUUCAAUCACGAGAUAGACUACUCACCCCGUGAAGCUGCACGCUCUCAUCCUUUGGCACCCCACUUGCACUCGUCGGAUUCUCUUGCUUCUGUUGUGUCUUUUCAGAUCACUCUAUUUCCUAACAAAGGAUUCAGCAUUAGCAUGAGCAUCAAUCAUGCUGUCCUUGAUGGAAAAUCUGCAGCUAUGUUCAUCAAGGCCUGGGCUUUUCUAUGCCGAAGCCAGACCAACAAUGAAACACAAAUACCAUCUUUGGUGCCAGAAUUGGAGCCUUCCUUUGACAGAACCCUCAUCAAAGAACCAGACUUCACCGAAACUUUGACAGGCUUCUUAUUAAAAAGAUUCCCUCAAGAAAACAGAGACCCGCGAUGCUUGAAGAUUAUACCUUCCUCACCAGUACCUAAAGACGCGAUUCGAGCCAAGUUCGUUCUCACACGACGGGAUUUGGAGAAGAUAAAGAGAAGGGUCUUGCUCAAGUGGGAUGUAGUGGAAGAAUCAAAAUCAACCGUCUUUUCAAAGCCUCCUACUUUAUCUUCCUUUGUUGUCACCUGUGCUUAUGUGACAGUUUGCAUUGCAAAAGCCGUGCAUGGAAUUGACAGGGAGAAACAAAAGUUUGCUUUUGAGUUCGCGGCUGAUUGGAGGUCCAGGUUAGAGCCUCGACUCCCUGAUAACUAUUGUGGAAACUGUGUGUGGAACAGUUUGGUGAAUGCAGAUCCGUCAGACUAUAUUAAGGAAGAAGGGGUGGUGAUUGUUGCUAAGCACAUUCAUAGAAAGGUAAAGAUGUUAGAAAAGGGGGCAGCUUUUGAAAGGUUUUCUCAAAUCAUGGAUUUGUUAAGGAAGGGGGAUGUACAAAUGAUUGGAGCAGCAAUGUCUAACCGAUUUGGAGUUUAUGAUACUGAUUUUGGUUGGGGAAAGCCCGCUAAGGUGGAGAUGACAUCGAUGGAGCAAAAUAAAACUCCACGCAUUGGGUUGGCAGAGACCAAGGAUGGGAGUGGUGGGGUUGAAGUUGAGCUGGUUAUUAUGAACAAACAUGUGAUGGAUCUGUUUGCUACUUUGUUUCGUGAAGGACUGUGUGAUGAUGAUUGA
Molecule: messenger RNA, 1407 nt
Organism: Sphenostylis stenocarpa
Lineage: Eukaryota; Viridiplantae; Streptophyta; Magnoliopsida; Fabales; Fabaceae
Source: the annotation of a GenBank genome assembly